UCUUUGGAUGCUGAUCCUCUGCCUGGAAAAGAGAAAUUCCUGCAAAAACCUCCUUGUUGGCCUGCCUCCCCUGGACACAUCCCUCCACCUGGGUCUCCAAAACCUGCCUGCUCCUGUGGCAUCGUGCCCGAUUUUCCUGCCUGCGAGAGCUGAGCUCGUGCCUGGCAUGUGGCUGCCCUCCCUCAUGGUGCCCAUGCUCUGAGGGAGGAUCCACCCCCCUGGCCAUGCAGAGCUGUUUGGAAAGGCCCUGGAGUGCCAGUGAAGGAAACCAGUGAAGAAAGAUGCUGAGGACAAGGCUCCAGCAGUUCUGCCUCCACCCCCAGCCCAGCUGCCCCAUGCCUGGCGAGGCUGAGCAGCCCCCCUGUGUCCGUGGGACAGCCAAGGGGGACACUGAGGGGGACAGGGGCUGUUGGCAGGAGAGGGGGAGCAGAGAGGUGCAGAGCUGCCAUCAGCUCUGGGAUGCUCCAGCCUCCAAGCCAGGCGAGCAGGAGGCACAGACAGGACUGCUGGGAGGGAAACCAAGUGGGAGCUGCCAGAGGGACCUCAGGGGGCUCAAUGGGGAUGCACCACAACCCCCACUGAAUGGCAGCAGCCUGGCCUUGGCAGAGGAGCCUGCAGCCCCUUCCAAGUGCCCUGGCUCUGCCCCAGAGCUGCCCCCUGCAGCAGACAGCCCCACGGGCAAUCCCAGCCAGGAGUGGAAAGUGGUGAAGAUCCAACGGGUCCUCAUCAACCCUGACUUUGAGCCAAGGAAAACAGGUCUCUCCCGCAGCGCCAGCCUCUCGGAGAAGGAGCUGAAGGAGGCGAAGGCGCGGAGCCAGCGGAUCGCGGCUCAGCUCACCACGGCGCCCGGCCCCAGCUCCAAGGGCGUGCUGCUGUUCCACCGGCGCCGGCAGCGCGUCGAGGGGCUCACGGGGGCCGGGCAUGGCGGGGGGCUGCCCCUGAGCCCCGCGCCCCAACCCCCUCAAGGAGCCAUGGAGGAGAGCCAGCGGCAGGGCAUGAAGCCGGAGCCUGAGCAGCCUGGCAAGGCAGGAGAGGGGAUGCUGGCAAACGCCUCCCCGUGCCAGGAGCUUCCUGCUGAGGCCCAGCAGGUCCCACUCAGCGUUUACCUGAAGGAGAACAUGGCAUCGGCCACCACCAACGGCGUGCAGGAGCAGGCAGCCAGCGGGAUGGAGAGAGGGCUGGAGGGGCUCGGAAAUGCAGCAGCCCCUGCGGGGCCGAACACGGCGGCUCUUGUCCUGCCACGGAGCCCCGAGGAGGGGAAGAACGUCCAAGUGCCCGGUGAGGUGCCCGGUGAGGUGCCCGGUGAGAUGCCCAGCGAGGUGCCCAGCGCACCAGCGGGGACAGCCACAGGGAUGGCACCCCCAGCCGGGCAGCAGCAGAACGGGACACAGGGCCGGCAGUACUACGAGGUCCAUCUCACCCUGGCCAAGCCCAAGCCUGUGAAGAACCGGACAGCCAGACCCUUCGGCACCCAGGCAUCCCCCGCCAGCGCCCAGCCGGCCGAGGAACCCCCUGCCCCCGAGCUGCCCCCACCACCAACCUAUGCAGAGACCCUCAGCAGCCCCCCACCCCUCACCCGUGUCCGCUCCCCCCCUGCCUACUCGGCCCUGUACCCCAGCCAGGAGCAGAAGAUGCUGCCAGACCCCCUCCUGGCCUGCGGGGUGAGCGGACCAAACCCCUUGCCCAAAACAGGGAUCCUGGAGGAGUCGGCUGCCCGGAGAGCCAGCAGAAAGUCCAUGUUCACCUUCUUGGAGAAGCCAAAGCUGAGCCCAAACCCCGACCUGCUGGACCUGGUUCAGAGUGCAGACAGCAGGAAGAAGCAGAAGGAGCAGGGGGAGCCCAGCGCCGAGGAUGAGCCCUUUGCCCUCGGGGCUGAAGCUGCAAACUUUGUCCCCAACAGCACAGCCAGGGCUGUGCAGCACCUCCCACCGGCUGAGGAUGCUCCAGCAUGGUCCUCCUGCCUCAAGUCUCCCACCAUCCAGCCCAAGAAGAAGCCGCAGCCCAGCCACAUCCUCACUGAAGCGAGAGGGAAGGGGGCUGAGCUCUUUGCCCGCCGACAAUCCAGGAUGGAGAAGUUCAUCAUUGAGGCUCCCUCCCAGCCUGAGCUGCUGCGGUCCCCAUCACCCACCAUGUCCCUGCCUCCCUCCUGGAAGUAUGACAACAAUGCUUACCUGUCACCCAUGGUCUCCAGACGCCCCUCCAAGAGUCCCUGCAGGCCCUCCAAAACCCCUCCUGCAUCGCUGUACGGCAACAACCUCACGGAGAACGAGGUGUCCCAGAAGGAGCUGGAGAUCUCCAGGCACCAGCCUUACCAGCUCCAGUCUUCUCUCUUCAUCCUGUCCCCAUCCAAGGGGCCAGCAAGGUCCAUGCCCCAGGAGGUGCCUCCACCCAGACCCUCUCUUCCCGACUCCUACCCCUAUCCCCAGCAAGCCUCCUGCCCGACCUCUCCGUUGCCUCGUUCCCCGGUUUGGCAUCCCCCCGUGGUGCCCAGCUCUGGCCAGCCCGUGGCCAGCCCGUUCCCCGGUGCUGCUGGGGCUCUGGCCCUGCCUCACGAGAGCCGUGCCAGCGCCGGAGCCCCGGCCGAGGCGCUGCCAGCCUCCCCGUGCCGCCUGCCACCCCGGGCCAAGGUGGGCUUCCAGGCACCCCGGCCCUCCUACUCCACCAGGAAUGCCGGCAUCGAGCCCCAGGACAGGCGCUCGUCCCUCCCUGCGUCUCCCACCUGGACGCCCCGGCUGGCGCGGCGCCCGGGCAGCCUGGACGGCUGGGCCAGCCCGGCCUCGGUGCCCGAGCUGGACGAGGGACCGCCCAGGUCCCCUCCGUGGAGCGAGAGGUCCCUGUCCCCGCUGCGGCAGGACGCGGAGCCCCGGGCCAGCCGGCAGAUGCAAGCGCGGCUGGCCAGGAACAUCAUCAACGCCGCCCGCAGGAAGAGCUCCUCUCCCAAAGGCGGGGGGCCGGAGAGCUGCCGGCCCUUCACCCCCAUCUCUGCCGGCCCCCCCAGCCUGCCCCAGUCGCCCCGGCUGGGGCCGAGAGCGCCCCAGGCUGCCAGCGGCGUGCUGGGGAGCCUGGGCAGCCCCUCGCCCCCCCACAAAAGCCCCCUGCGAUCGCCCCGGGCAGGCAGCCCCCAGUGCUGCGCCUCCCCCGGGAUGCCCCGAGCCGCCUGGGCAGAGGGUCGCCGGCUCCUGCUGCCAUCCAGCGCGUCUUCCUGCCCCGUGGCCAGGCUGUCCCCCGGCCCCAAGAGCCCCCUGCCAUCCCCCGUGGUGGCCGGGCGGUCUCCGGCCAAGCGUUGCACCUCCCGGUCCCCGACGGACUCGGACGUCUCCCUCGACUCCGAAGACUCGGGGACCAAGAGCCCGGGAAUCCACAGCUUCAACCUCUGUCCCCGGGGCUGGACCGGCAGCCUGCGGCUGAAGACGGGGGCUCUGCCCUCAGGGGCUCCCUGCACCUCCUAGACAAGCCAGCCCCCGCCACAAAACCCUCUCCCUCGACAGGUCAGCCCGGGUGAUGCCACCCUCUCACCCCCACCAGGAACGCACCAACCCCCGGGGCUGAGGUCCCCAAAAUUGUCCCUUCGGAGCUGCCACGACCCCUGCGUGUGCCAGAGGGGUCAGGUGCCUCCCGCCCGCCCGCCAUGCCAUAGCCCCGCUCUAUUUUUACCACACUAACCUUUCGGGGCAGGACUGCGUGGUCAGCAGGCAGGACGGGCAGAGUGGGGGAGCCCCAC
Molecule: messenger RNA, 3721 nt
Organism: Taeniopygia guttata (zebra finch)
Lineage: Eukaryota; Metazoa; Chordata; Aves; Passeriformes; Estrildidae
Gene: SYNPO
Product: synaptopodin
Biological process (GO): spine apparatus assembly; positive regulation of actin filament bundle assembly; modification of dendritic spine
Cellular component (GO): spine apparatus; Z disc; stress fiber
Molecular function (GO): actin binding
Source: RefSeq, a predicted model, not a curated record